CAGCUUCAGCGAGGAGCGGCAACAUUGUCAGCCGUGAUGCUGACAAUCCUUGUCAUGCACAGCAGAGAUGGAGCGUUUGCAGCGGGCAAUAACAUGCGUGUUGUAUGCUAUUACACUAACUGGUCCGUCUAUCGGCCGGGGACAGCCAAAUUCACACCACAGAACAUAAACCCGUAUCUAUGCACUCACUUGAUCUAUUCAUUCGGUGGAUUCACCAAAGAAAACACUCUCAAGCCAUAUGACAAAUAUCAAGAUAUUGAACAGGGAGGUUUUGCAAAGUUUACCGGGCUGAAGACAUACAACAAACAGCUUAAAACGUUACUAGCUAUUGGAGGUUGGAAUGAAGGUUCGUCACGAUUUUCUCCAUUGGUAGCUGACGCCCAACGACGCGAACAGUUUACACGAAACACGAUCAAAUUCUUGCGGCAAUACCAUUUCGAUGGACUUGAUUUGGAUUGGGAAUAUCCAGCAUUUCGAGAUGGUUCCAAACCGAAGGAUCGAGAAAACUAUGCCCAACUGGUGCAAGAACUACGCGAGGAAUUUGAACGAGAAGCAACAAAAACCGGUCGACCUAAGCUGCUGUUAACGAUGGCUGUUCCGGCUGGCGUGGAGUACUUAGAAAAAGGCUAUGAUGUGCAGAAAUUAAACAAAUACCUCGAUUGGUUCAAUUUGCUUUCCUACGACUACCACAGUGCUUAUGAACCGGCAGUUAAUCAUCACUCACCUUUGUUCUCCGUGGAAGAAGCAUCAGAGUAUAGCUUUGAUUCUGAACUCAAUAUUGAUUACAGCGUAAAAUAUUUUCUGAAUGCCGGAGCUGAUCGUGACAAGUUGGUAUUAGGUAUACCAACAUAUGGUCGGUCAUACACCCUGUACAAUCCCGAUGCCACAGACAUCGGGGCACCUGCCGAUGGACCCGGAGAGCAAGGUGAUUCGACACGUGAGAAAGGCUACCUAGCUUACUACGAAAUUUGCAGCAACCUAAAAAAAAAUUCUGACUGGACCAUCGUACAGCCAAAUCCGAAGGCGAUGGGUCCGUACGCUUACAAGGGUAAUCAAUGGGUUGGCUUCGACGACGAAGCAAUCGCUCGUAUUAAGGCGAAGUAUGUAGCCGAAAACAACUUGGGAGGUAUAAUGUUCUGGUCGAUCGAUAACGACGAUUUCCGAGGCACGUGCCACGGUAAACCUUACCCAAUUAUUGAGGCAGCAAAAGAAGCGUUGCUGGCAAACACCGAUGUUGGUGUAAAUGAUAUUGCUUCACCGAGUGGACCUCGAAAAAUCAAUCGAUCAAGAAAACGUCCAGCAACACAUAAUCGCGUCAACACUGUUAGUAACAACGACAUCAAGACCUCGUUCAAUACGAUGCAGGACCGUAAAGCAGUUCAUCAAAGUCGGAUCACGGCUGCUACCACUACAUCGACCGAAGGAUCGUCGCUUGUUGGAGGAAGGACGACCACACCUCAACCCCCAACUACUCCUGAUCCAGGAGCAGAUUUCAAAUGUACGGACGAAGGAUUUUUUCCACAUCCGAGAGAUUGUAAAAAGUAUUUCUGGUGUCUGGAAAGCCCGAGCCUGGGCCUAGUUGCGCAUCACUUCACCUGUCCCUCCGGGCUAGUGUUCAACAAAUUGGCAGAUUCGUGUGAUUAUGCGCGAAACGUGAUAUGCUCGAAGCAUGCUCCGAUUACUAGCACAACAACUGUCAUAGAAACUACUGCGAGAACAACGCCUGUACAGUCGACAUCGACGACACAACGCUCACGCAUAACUAUUGGCAGCAGGAAUACAUUUUUCAAUCGGCCAGCUACCACCACCACGACAACCUCGACAACAACUGAAGAACCGGUAGUAGAGACAGACUUAAAGCACGAAGAAGACACUGAGCAGCAACCGGAAGAAGAUCCAAAAGUAAUUAAGGAGCUAAUCGCUCUCAUAAAAAAAGUUGGAGGCAUCGAGGAAUUAGAGAAGCAGCUUCAAGCACAGGAAGAUGAUUCGAUCGUACUUGUAGACACCGGGGUUACCGAUUCUAUCUCUACGACACCAUCUACAACAAUUAGCAAAUCUCUGUAUGAACGCGUGCUAAGCCACACCAGUGGGACCGUCGGUCAAAAGUUUCGUCCAGGCAUCACCUUCACCCAAAAGGACCAUACUUGGACGUCGCCCGAAAACAAAUACUCCUCGGUAGUGCGUAAUUCGUACAGCAACAGUCGCGUGGGGCCUCAAAACGAGGGUCUGGACCUGCUACCCGAGUUUGAGGGUGUGUUUCGCGAAAAACCGAAGUACGUAACGCUCAACCGAGCACGUCCAACGAACCCCUCCGUAAUUGAAGAUCGCUUCGACGAUAGCGAUAGUCACGAUGGCGAAGAAGACGCAAUCGAGGAAGGAGAAAAUCAAACAUCAACGGUAGCAGGCAAACGAACAGCUUCAAAUACCAAAUACGUGAACAUAAUGCGGCAUCGACCUUCAAUCACUUCUGAGCAAGAAGAGAAAGGCGACAGUGAUGAGGAAACUCGCGAAUCCUUUAUACAGCACAGCAUAUUGAAUCGAAACCGCUUCAGACUUACUACAGAACCAACACAAUCAGUCGCAGAGGAAACUGAACGCGCUCUUCCUUCCCGGUACAACAUAAUCGACCGCCGACGCACUGCCAGUGUGCAAUAUACCAGCAGCCGCUUACAGGCCGUGAAUCGAGAUGAUGUAGGCACCGAUUCCUCUCUUUUGGUACCCUCUACAGACUUUCAAACCAUUUACACUACAGCACCAAUCACUACUUCCAACGUGACACGUCCAUCCGAAACAAACUCAACAUCUUACAGCACACUUCGGUCCAGUGGUGUCGAGCGUGCUAGCGCUAAUGCCAGCAACAGCAGUGUCGUCGACAGUAACAACAUUAGUAGUAACAUUAGUGCCGAUAAAAGUAAUAGCAGUAAUAGUACUUACGCGGGUAUUACCCAAGCGCAAGGUAUUCAAUACUUUUCCAUGACUACAUCACUCAACGGUACGAAUACGCCUAAUAGUGACGUACCAAGCGUACAGCAGCAACAUGAACAGCCCUAUGUAUUAAAUGUCGACUACCAAGUGGAAGCACCGGUUGAAGCGUCCGACACUGUACCAACGAUCGCCAAUCCCACUGGUGACUUGGUGAACGCCAUAGAAUUGACGCUCGAGUCAACGACUGUUCCUUAUCAAAGUGAAGACGUUUCUGCAGGUGGUUCAACCGGUGUGUUUGGAAGUUCCACGGAGUCUGAUAACACUCUAGGCAUAGGAAUGAAAAGGCGAACUGGCGGGUACAACGCAUCCGUUAAGCCAACUACUGAUUUGUCGUCUACAUUACCAAUCAAAACGACAACGACCACGAUUGUUCCAAUCCUGAUUCCAACUAACGAUGCUCCGCCCCAUAAUGUCAAAUUCAAAUUCAUGCAAAGAACUAGAAAACCAUUGACUACCACUACCACUACAUUAGAACCCAUCACUAACAUCGGUACCGGAAGUGACUUCAUACCAACCAAGGCCACCCCGCGUCCAUUUACGUCGGGCUUACGUCGAACACGCCCGACGCACCCUUCGGUUGCCAUCACCAAAAACAGUGCAGCUUCCUCCGUCAUGGAUACCAAUUUAACAACGCUCCGAUCGGUAAAGGUGAGUUUUUCCAAUUCACAAACACUUGACCCCCUCCCUGGCCGCCAGCGAAGAGUCGGCAAUGCUGCGACGGACAGUGACAGUGCGAUUAACGGUGGCAGGCUAGUGGAAAAGCAGCACGCGGAAGCAAUGCGACCUGUGCCGCAUAGCAACCGUGGUAGAGUGCGUUUCCGCAGCUCCACCGAACAGGAAACUGUACACUCUGGAGACAGCUCCGGAAACAUUAAUGACAAUUCAUUCCCCGCCCUGCCCACAAGCUCUUCUUCGGUGAACCCACUUUCCAGCCCAACAGCAUUACGCCGCCGCUCACGACCAUCGUCGUCGGCAGAUUCCGCCGCCAACCGCUUUGCAGUUGGUCGUCCGUCCACCGUCCCUUCAAUCGAUGCUGCGGAUUUAAAGGAAACAACAUCCACGUUGUCUUCGAUCCGACGCGCCAAUUUCAAUUUGUACAGUGGUCGGGGAACGACAACCAAACAGGAAAUGAAGUUCGGUUCGCCGACGGAAACAACGACGACUAACGUAGAUGCAAGAACUAGCUACGAUACUGUGACCAUCAAUCCCGAUCUAGUUAAAACGUACACGCACGUUGCUGACAACCCACUCAUGGCACAGGAGCGCAUCUUGCUGACAUUAGGUACCGCUAUAAGGUACGGCUUCAACAGCCGUAACCACCUUACCAAUGACCACAAGGUGAAGUUAGUACAAGAACAAACAAUACCAACCUCUACUAUAAGCUCGGUUCCCUCCAUGGGCCGCCCGUUUGGAAGUAACCACCAAAACGUAGCCAGCAUGGCAGACAGUGCAUUCGAUGAAGUGGUCAACGAUAUGUCAACCGAGGCGAUGGAUGAACAGUAUGCAACAAAAAAAGCUGAUUUGUUUACACUGUACAGCGUCAAUACGCCUAAAGUGGAUACAACCACACCACAGCAACGUAAAGUUACGGGUACUUCGUAUGUAUUACCCACUCGGGUUGCGCCCGAACGUAGCACUACCGAACUGACUGACACCACGAUAAAAGUGAUGAUUUCCAAGGAGAAUACGAAUAAAACGUUUAUUCAUGGUCGCACACGUCCCACAAGCCCACCACGAUUGCGAGCUACGUUGCGACCAGUAAACUCAGAUGGCACGAUUAUAGAGGAGCAAGAAGCAAUUGAUGGGACAAAACCAGUACCGGAGUCAUCUCGCAAAGCGUUUGAUGUUCCUCGGCAUCCUCCAAAAACUCAAAAACAGUCGCAUUUUCGAUCCACGUCAACGAUAAACGACGUAACAGAUCGCGGGCCUAGCAUAUCAACAACUAAACGCCAACGCGGCAGUUCCCGACGUCGAACCACGACGACGCUAGACCCUCCUACCAUCAGUGCCAGAGAUGAUAAUAACAAGUUUCCAAAAACAUUAUCCGAUCAGCGGCUGUUUGCAUCUCGUACCAUACCGAUAACAAAAACGGUACCUGACGAUUCGACAAUUGUUUCGCUCCUUGAGACCAUAACAGCGGGGCCGACAUUCCCCGACAGCAAAGCAGCCAACUCCGACUUUACCACUGUCAUUUCAGUCGACAUGUCCAACGAACUUGCUGACAACGAUAACAAAGAAGCCACUUACAGCGCUGACGAUUGGACACUGGAGACGCUUGCGACACCAAUGGUUACCGAAAAAACUCGCUUUCAAGGUGCCGUCUCGACUCACAACUCAAUGAACCAGCUAUUCAAUGACAGCCAGCAGAUCGAAUCGGAAUCGAUACUAAGCCGUAGUCCAGUCCGUUCGGUCGGUGUGACAAGUAAUGCGGCGCGAAAGUUCACAGAAUACAUAUUGCCAACGAAACCAUCUGAGCCGACUGAACAAACACGGAAGUAUGUACCGACGCGCCGAAACCGCCCUUCCUUCUCGUUGGCGCGCAACAGUCGUCCCUUCACUACAACCCCAACAGAGAACGGCGCAUUUGAUUCUUCCACUUCCGUCACAACUACCACACCGUCCAAAGGUCUAUUCGUUCCGCAGCGCCGACGUAAACCGCUCCCAAGAGACAAAGUCAGCAACAAUGGCACAAACAACGAGGAUGAAAGUAGCGAGCCGUUUUUGACACGGACGACCCGCCGCCGUCCAGCAAACUCGUUAAAUCGUCUGUCCCGGCCGCAAUCGUUUGAAGAUUCUUUUGACAAAGCGACAGUGCCAACGAAGCCGCUCGAGCAUAAAAUCAUCAACAGGACUUCGGUGUUGCUCCCGAAGCGACCGAAUCUGUUUGCUCGUACAACGGUGUCGACGACCACAACUGGAAAGCCAAUAUUCGUCACCGGAGAAGAGACCACUGAUGACCGAACGUUAAAUGAAGAAGAGCAGCAGCAUUACAGUGCUCAGGAAGAGGACAACGAGAUCCAGCGCCAAAGCAAAAAGCUAUUCGGAUCGGUGGGUAGUGACGUCGGCAACAGUGUGUUGUCAGAGUCAAGCGAACUUCCCACUGGUUUUCGGCGACCAGCAAGUUUGGGACAAUACCUUCGUAUCAGUUCCGGUGGAUCGCGUGUUACAACAGGCACUAGUAGCAAUCGGUUUAUUUUCAAUAAUAACCAGCCACCAGCGGACGGUGCCACAGUGCUGGCUGCAUCGACCACCACACAGCGCUCGAUCACAACGCGCAGUAGGCGCCCGUUCGGUAACGUAAGUGGCUACAAACCAACAACACAGAAUGGCACCACAGCAGCCGGUACCGGCGGGUUUGUUGCGUCGUUACCUGGUGGCAUUACUACCCCGCGACCACGGUUUACGCCAACUACACGUACUCGGCUUACUUUCGGUCGGCAACGCUCGACAACGUUUCCGGCCAGUAGUGCCAUCGGAGAGGGUCAGCUCGGAGCCAACGCACCUCAAUCGGGAGCAGAACCCGAGCUGAGCAUCAUUGCUAGGCGCUAUCAACCACGCAAACAAACGAGCAGACGCAACCUUACUACCACGACGGAGCCGAAAUUGAACACCGAAUACGGCGUGAGCAAACGCAACCGUACUAACCAGUCAUCCUUGUUCACCAAUAGUGAAAAGCAGGGUCGGUCUACUAUCCCACCGUCACUGUUGUUCGUAACAACAACAGAAACGGAUAGUACUGCCGUCUCAACGCCUUUUGAAGGAGCACAUAAGAUGACAACGUCUCUGCCAAUGAGCGAGGCUAUCACAAGCUUCGCUUCUAAACCAUUCGCUUCAACUGGCUGGGAUAACAUGGCGUCACUAGCUGUUACGUCUGCUACUACUACCAUCAGCACACAGCGGCUGGCAGACACUGAGAACGAAAUAGUCGAGAACACGACUGCGUAUCUCGAAGAUGCAGUCAACACAUUUAGAACCACUACCGAAUACUACACUGCAUCCGAUGAAACUCAUUACACGACACUGAAUACGGCUGACACGAUCUACACUAUUAAUGAUAAUAUCGAUAUUGAUGAUGUAAAUGUAUUGCAGGACCGUGGUAGAACGUCGACAACCACCGUUAAACCGACAACGCUAUACCACGUGUUCUCGAUUGACAAAGAGAACGAGACGGUACCAUCGUCAACGGAGAUCUAUCGUACAGAGGAGCAGGAGAUCGAAUUACCUGCUGCCAACGGAACGGAUAAACUGGUGCAAAUCCAUCGCGUUGUAGAGAUCUACUCUAAGAAUUUUAGUAACCCAGAUGAACUUCCCAUAAUGCAGAAACUCGGUGAAAUUAACCGCAAGAUUAUUAUACGCCUAGUUGAACCGAACCGUGCGAACCGGACAGCUAACAGUAGCAACUCCGUUACCACGACCGCGACGAUGUUUGGCAGUUCGGGAGCAGAGUAUCCAGCCACUGCCACCGAAGGUACGGACCACCAUGGGAAAAAUGGAAACGAAAUCCAAGGACCCAACGUGGUGCUAUCAUCGAACAGCAUAUUUACUGUGGAGACGUCGACUAUUCCACUUGAGGGCCUUUUCGAUCCGGAGCAGAAAAGAGAGUUUGACUUCCCAACAACCGAGUCACCAGCUGCCGAUUUAGAGACAGUAGCACCGCAGCAGGAUUAUGAAAGAAUAUCAAACGUGGAGUUCGCCACCACUAACGUCGGUAACAUGGCGGCAGCAGACGAUGAGCCUUUUACAAUUACACCCGCUGAGGUGGCAACGGAGCGUUACACACAGGUAACCGAAUCGCGCAUCCGAACAUCACCACCACCGAACACGAGCAGCGGGUACGAAUAUAAUGAUAACCAAAUCAUGGAACAGAGAGCAGCAGGGGAACAGAAACGCAUCGUUACUACAAUUUCUGCUACUAACAACGCCAUCACCACCGCAACUACUGCUACCGAAGCAGCACCCGUGGCGUCUUCGACUCAUCGUGAAAUCGUACAUAAGUACACGCUACCGGCUGAAUUCUCCUUCCAGGAGCCUUCGAGCGAAGCAACGCCAACGACGACAACCAGAACUGCCAUCGAGGUAACAACCAUUACAGAAGAAGUACCUACCACUCCACAAAUACCUAAAACGAUGAAAGCAACAGCGACCGCGAUGAGGACAACCACUACAACUGAAAACCCGGAAACACCAACUGUGGAACGUGUUCAACCAUUGGUCCUUCCAAGCAAGGAAAGCAAACUGAAGUAUGCUAAACGACCGACUGGACAAAAACCGGCACGCUUACUUGACUUUGCGUAUAAUCGAGAUGCCGACUCCAGUGAGCACGACGAUGGUGGGCAGUUGACCACCACUAAACCACUAAUGACCGAGCCUUCGCAAACAAGCACUUCGAAAGCAAACACUGCUCGCCUCUUUCCGAACGGGCGCAAGUACGUAUCCUUGCUGUCGCAGAGGGCAAACUUAACUCUACCGGAUACGGCAGCAACUACUCUUAACGCUAGUAGCUCGUUCCGCAAAUCCAAGGAUAUUCAAGUGCUUCUACCGCCAAAGACCACUACGUCGAUGACGACCACUGCUUUUACCAAAGCCGUCAACACAAUAACUAGAAGCAAUAUCCCAACAACGCGUCCCACUGUUAUAACAAAGAUCGAUUUUAACAUCAAGUAUGUUCUGCCGGCAUCUUUUCCUGAUAGGGAGGCUCACAAGCUGAAAAUCGAGAGCAAAAAUGACAAGUACAGUAUACCGUUGUCUCCAAUACUGCGUCCCGACUUCGUGACGCGAGAGAUUUCGGGCGAACGACAGGAACGCCAGUUUUCACCCGUAUACCGGCCGGAGCUUGAUAAUGACGAAUUGACUCGCCAACUGACCAGCGACUCGGAUCCGGUUGCGCUUGAGGCGGCUAGCCUACACAGAGAAAUUCUCGACUCUGAUGCCACGGACAGCCUAUUUCGCGAACCCGAAUCGCGUGUGUUGAACAACAAACCGGAGCAAGUCUUGAGCGGUCGCACCCUACCAUCCUCGGCCGUCUACUUCCAACGGCGAUCAGCUGAAGUGCCAAAGCCAAUGAAGCCGAUACCAGUACAAUGAAGUCGAUAGCAAUAGCGAAGCAGGUUGACUCCUCAAAAGUGUCCAAAUAUACACAUGAUGCGGCGUCAAUGGCCCCGGCGAUGGUCGUAGUGAGCACUCAUAGUCGUUUCGGUUACUUCAAAUCUUUCACCUCUUUAUCGCCUCAGCCAUUUUCUACUAUGAAGCAGCAAAACGUGUCAUCGAAAACAAAUAACGCUCGCGGUAUCAUAGCGAGAGAAAAGGAGAAGCAAAGAUAGAGAAACUGAAUUAACAAUAUCGCAUAUCCUUAACCUGCAGCUGUUCUAACAAAUAUGAAUACCAUGGACGCUUGGCAGUGCAAUGUAUUAGCAUGGCCAAAAAGAAAUCCAUUACUUUCGCAUGAAUUUUAUAACUUUAUUUGAGAUGUUUCCAAUGGGCCGAUUUGCUGCCAUUUUAAAAGCAGCUUUAUAAUACCCCUAUCUUAUAGAAGUUUUGGUAGUUAUUAGCGAAAAACUGUAGCAAUCUAUUUUUACUAUCUUCUCUUGAUCCCAAUUUCUUACCUCCCAGGAAGUUUUGCAAUGCGUAAAAAUGGUAUUAAUCGCCUGAUGCAAGGUCCGGACUAUACGACGGAUACAUUAAAACUUCCCAACCAAGCUUCAGGAGUUGUUGGCGAGUCACUAUGGGCGUGUGUGACAUUUCGCUGUCCUGAUGGAACGCAACAGCUCUUCUGUUGGCCAAUUGUGGCAAUUUCUGCUCAAUCGCUAGUUUCGAACGGUUCAAUUGUUGACAGCGGUCGACGGGUCUGCCUGUGCGAGGUGCAUCUUUACCAUAAGAAAGUACUGAACCGGGUCGACGAAACCAAAAUUGCACGUAGCUACCUGUUACAGUAUCGCCUCCAUAAGCACCUCUGUAGAAUGUACCGAAUAUACUCUUUGGUGACCUUCAUUGUUAGCAGCCUCUAACUCACAAAUGAAAGGAACAAACUAAAAACAGUGAAAGCAUUUUUUAAGUGUGAACCUUAAUAACGAGCAUAAACUUGAAAUUGUUUAAUCGAUACUUUACUUUUCAUUUAGAUUACUAUCGUAAAUCUAAAGCCAUCUGCCGAGAAAUUAAUGGAUUUCUUUUCAGCCAAACUAAUAUAGUUUUGGUAUAAUUCCUCUUUGGAGUAAAUGUGCUAUAAACCGUCUGCAACUGCAACUUCUUUUCUACUAUGUUUUACAGGACUAACACCUAAUGCUAUUGCAAGUGUAUGUAUGUGUGGGUAUGGAUGUAAUUAUUCGCACAUAUAAGUGCCACCGUUCUAUUAUAUCGUUAUCGUUGCAUCUAUUUUAAUUAUUUCAACAAUUUAGAAAACAUCAUUAUCUAGAAUAUUAUUUUAGAAUGCUACAAUGCCUUUCCACAACGUAAAUUCAGGAUAAAAAAACCGGUUUGCAAUAUGUUUCCAGUAGCAAAAUUCAUCACACACUAAUAUCAAAUAUCCAAAUACUUUCCUAUUAACACAACUGCUCAACCCUAGCUCAACCUUGAUCGUUCCAGCUUCCUUACCAUUACAAUGCGCUCAUUUGUCUGUACAAGCAGGUUAAAUUUCUUUGAAAAGUUCGUUUUCUUCUUCUUUGGGCUCUUCUGCCGUCAUCUGGCAACUUCAACCGCCCUACAAAGAAUUCCAUUAUUCAAUGUAAAUGGGUUACUUUUUCACAACCAUAAAUUUUGAAAGGCGUUUUAGAAAUCCUUAAGGUCCUUUAACAGUGAAAAUACACAACACAUAUAUUUUAGGGUGUGGUGUCCCGUACAGUAUAUUCCAUAACACACAAAAACUAUGUUCUUUAGUAUUUUUCGGUUAGGUGAUGAAUAUUAAAUGUAUAAAUUUGUCUAAAGUUCAUAAGUAAAGGAUUGUUUAAAUCAAUGCAUUACUCACAUUAUUCAAAACGAAAUUUCAGCUUAGAAACAAGAAAAUAGAACUAUGAAACAAAAACUCCAUCGAUUUUACUUUGUUCAUUGCACAACGAUUAGUCAAACCGAUUAGUGUCGUUGACGGGGUAGAAUAGAAUAAUCUCUUCUACAUCACGUCCCGAAGAUAAAGCAUCUCCUGCUUACAAAGUUUUCGCGAACCAGGUUUAGUUGGCUCUAACCAUAAAUACAAACUAGUCUCCAUGUCGAAAAUCUGGCUUCUUGCGAACACUUACAAACCAAGAGCUCACAAUACCACUUAAUGCUUGUAUUUUCAGGAAAACAUGGAACUAUUUCACAAACAUGAAUUUCAUGGAAUUUUUGAGCCAAUAUUUGAUUAGGCUAUAGUUUGUAAUGUUUAAGGAUUAAGUCAUUGUUAACUUGUGGUGCAGUUUUGAAGUAUAAACUAAAUUUGGUUAUGCUUUUUAUUGUAAUUAUUUUU
Molecule: messenger RNA, 11416 nt
Organism: Anopheles cruzii
Lineage: Eukaryota; Metazoa; Arthropoda; Insecta; Diptera; Culicidae
Product: mucin-5AC-like
Exons: 6
Coding region: 37-9069 (3010 amino acids)
Biological process (GO): carbohydrate metabolic process; chitin catabolic process
Cellular component (GO): extracellular region
Molecular function (GO): chitin binding; chitinase activity
Source: RefSeq, a predicted model, not a curated record